GUGAGUGUCGUAAGGGAAUGGGUAGAGAUGAGUAGCCAGCAGAGAGGUAUUUCUUUUGGGGAAAAUAGGGAAGAACAAUCUUCUGAAGUUGGUAACCAAGUUGAAUGUGUUCGUGAUGGAUUGGCUGUCAAUCAGAAUGAAGGUCAAAGUGAACAUAUAUCACGAAGAAGAAUUCGUAAAUUACGUGGUCGACAGGUUCUGCUUGAUAUGCUAAAGAAGGGUGAGAUGGAAAGGCAAAGAGAGGUUCAGGAAUUGUUGGAACGUCGGGCUGUAUCUCAUUUUCCCCAUCGCAAUCGCAUUCAGGCCUUGCUUAGAGGCAGAUUUUUGAGAAAUGAUAGACCCGUUGAUAAUAACAGGUCCACUUCCAUUGCAGAAAGUGAAUUAGGCUUAUUGAGACAAAAACAGACUGUAUCAUGUCUAAGGGAAGGAUUUUCUUUUAGAAAGGACAAUUUGGGUUACAGUCAAGCAGCAAGUAACCUAUCUGAUACCUUAUCUGACAGUGAUAUUGAUGUCAAUACAAUUGAACAAACUGGAGCUACCAGUUCACAAGUGGUCCCCUCUGUACAUUCUGAACAGUUAAAGCCUAAUAAUAAUGGAAGUGACAGCCUUGGGAUAUCAUGUGCUCAUGAAGAAGAAGAAGAAACAAGAAAUUGGGAAUCGACUUCCAAUAUCAGGGUUGAAAGAAGAGAUGACACUGCACAAAAUGUUGAUAUAAUGCCAACGGGACAUACUGGUAAUGACCUUACCCAACAAAGCUUGCAAAUUGAAGUUACGGUGCAUAGCAAUAUGCAAGAACAAGAACCAAGAGAGGUACAUACCGAGCAAUUUCUGCUGGGUGAUACAACUGGUGAUGAAAGCAAUGUAUCAAAUCACCACGACCAUGUAGGGGGAAAUAUUGUUGAUAAUGGAGACUCGGUUGUAUCUGUUUCUCUGGAAAGAGAGGAACAUGAAGAAACUAUUAUUGAAAAUGAAGGAAGUAACUGGCAUCAAACUAACGAAGAGCGGAGAGAUAGCCCCCAGGAAAGUGUGGAUGAUAAUCAGCACAGUAGCACAUCAAAUGAAUGGCCCCAAAACAUCUUAGGAAAUGAUGAUGAAGAAAAUUCUCGUCUGCAAGAGCAAGUAGAAGCCUCUGAAGUGUGGCAAGAAGAUGGUAGUUUUCAAGAGGCUGUGGAAAUUUGGUUGGGAGGGCCUUCUGAUAAUGAAGUACCUCCAGUUGGUAGAAUUCAUGGAUUCUAUUUUCCAGAAGAUGACAAUGUGUACAGUGUUGAACUCAGGGAACUGCUGAGUAGGAGAAGUGUCUCAAACCUCUUACGCAGCAGUUUUCGUGAAAGUCUUGACCAGUUGAUACAAUCAUAUGUUGAAAGGCAGGGUCAUGCUCAUGUUGAGUGGGAGCUGCAAGAAACAACCCCUUCUUCUUCGUCAACAGAACAGGACCUGGAGCAGCAGAGAAGUGAUCAGAUUGUUGGUCCGGAGGACAAUGUCAAUAGUUCACUUAACCCGCCUUUACCACCAACUCCUCCCCCACUCCCUCUAUGGGAUCGUCACUCACGUCAUCCAAAUUGGUCACAAAAUGACAUAAAUAAUCAGCGCGCAGGAACUGUGCAUUCAUUUUCAGGACACACCCGCUUUCCCUUAGCUGAUGAGUGGGAUAGUAUUAGUGACUUGAGAAUUGACAUGGUUAGGCUACAUCAAAGAAUGAAUAAUAUGCAGAGAAUGCUAGAGGCCUGUAUGGAUAUGCAGCUUGAGUUGCAACGCUCAAUAAGACAAGAAGUUUCCGCAGCCCUUAAUCGCUCAACUGGUUCAUCAGGAGUUCAUGACCAUGUUUCACCAGACGAUAAAUCUAAAUGGGAAUGUGUGAGGAAUGGACUUUGCUGUAUAUGCUGCGAAGGCACUAUUGAUUCUUUGUUGUACAGAUGUGGCCACAUGUGCACAUGUUCAAAAUGUGCAAAUGAAUUACUCGAUAGUAGGAAAAAGUGUCCAAUGUGUCGAGCACCAGUGGUAGAAGUAAUACGUGCUUAUUCUAUAUAAUAAUAAUUUUACAUUAGAGGGUCACAUAACUAAAUACAGGAUCUCAGCAAGUUUUAUCUCCUGGCGUAUCCAGGUAUUCUUUUGUUUUUAAUUUUCUUUUUCUGAUUCUUGCCAUGUUCACUGUUCUUAUGUUGAGUGCAUUGAGGGAAACACCUAAUGUUUUUUUUGAAGCAACACCUGAUGGUUCUAUUUUGGGACCAAGAUUCUGAACUGAAUAAAAAGUGUAUUUUAUUUGGUUUGGGUGUUUAGCGGUAUACACCUUUAAAUGAUUGUAUAGAUUAGAUAAAAUAGGAUCAAUAUAUAUGCAGACUUUACUUGACAAAUGACUAAUGAUGUACACGUUGGGUCAUAUACUAUCUUGAGAAACUCUGGUAUCAAUAAAUAAUUGACAUUUUUUGUUGUAUA
Cicer arietinum (chickpea) is the source of this 2433-nucleotide messenger RNA. RefSeq lists its product as uncharacterized. The record is from RefSeq and is a predicted model, not a curated record. Lineage: Eukaryota; Viridiplantae; Streptophyta; Magnoliopsida; Fabales; Fabaceae.